Molecule: messenger RNA, 3228 nt
Organism: Elgaria multicarinata webbii
Lineage: Eukaryota; Metazoa; Chordata; Lepidosauria; Squamata; Anguidae
Gene: GPM6B
Product: glycoprotein M6B
Exons: 8
Coding region: 228-1202 (324 amino acids)
Biological process (GO): negative regulation of serotonin uptake; neuron projection development
Cellular component (GO): membrane raft; plasma membrane
Source: RefSeq, a predicted model, not a curated record
GUGUUUCCUGGCAAAGAUCUUUGUGGACUAGUAGGCAGAUCAAAACUGAAGCUGACGAGACUUGUGCAUUUUGGAAAAAGAGUGCAAUCUACUGUAGUGAGGAACUGAGCCACUCAAUCACUGCGGCGGUAAAUAAGAGACAGAAGGAAAGGAAGAAAGAAGAGAGAGAGAGUCUUUGCUGGGGGCGGGGAGUGAAAGCAUUUUUGGUGGAUGGUAUAAAGCCAGCCAUGGAAACUGCAGCAGAGGAAAAUACAGAACAAAGCCAAGAGAAAAAAGUGAUCACCAGACCAGAAAUGGAAAUUGGCAGGUACCAAUGGAUGUACAGGAAUUCAAGGCUACACCAAUACCGUCAUGUGCCAGCAUUGAGAGGCAAUGUUAGUCCUUUGGGGAUUCAAGGUUGCUUUGAAUGUUGCAUUAAGUGCCUGGGAGGAGUUCCAUAUGCUUCACUUGUGGCAACUAUUCUCUGCUUCUCUGGGGUAGCAUUGUUCUGUGGCUGCGGUCAUGUGGCUCUUGCUGGGACCAUAUCUAUCCUCGAACAGAGCUUUUCCACAAAUGUCACUGACCAUGCUUUGUUAUCUGAAGUAAUAAAACUAAUGCAAUAUGUGAUCUAUGGAAUUGCAUCAUUUUUUUUCCUGUAUGGAAUUAUUCUUUUGGCGGAGGGCUUUUAUACGACAAGUGCUGUGAAGGAGCUGCAUGGUGAAUUCAAGACAACAAUCUGCGGUCGUUGCAUCAGUGGAAUGUUUGUUUUCCUCACCUACGUGCUUGGGGUAGCUUGGCUUGGCGUCUUUGGCUUCUCUGCUGUGCCAGUCUUUAUGUUCUAUAACAUAUGGUCGACUUGUGAAGUCAUCAGAUCACUCCCAGCAAAUAUGACAGCUUCAGCAGACCAGAUCUGUGUGGAUAUCAGGCAAUACGGAAUCAUCCCUUGGAAUGCUGUACCUGGAAAGGCUUGUGGGUCAGUCUUAGCGGAUAUGUGCAGCACACCUGAGUUCUAUUUGUCUUACCACCUGUUCAUUGUGGCCUGUGCUGGAGCUGGUGCUACUGUGAUAGCACUGAUCCACUUCCUCAUGAUACUGUCCUCUAACUGGGCCUACUUAAAGGAUGCAAGCAAAAUGCAGGCUUACCAGGAUAUCAAAGCAAAAGAAGAACAGGAGCUUCAGGAUAUCCAGUCUCGGUCCAAAGAGCAACUCAAUUCUUAUACAUAAAUGUUUGCCAGAGUCCUUUUCAGAAGAAUUUUGUAGCUCUGACAAAUCAUCAAGCAGCUGCUCUGCAGAACAGAUGUAUGUCCAAGCAAAUACAGAAGUAUAAAAACUUCACAUUCAUGCUCCUGGGCCAUGUUUAUAGGGAAAACGUACAGUGGAUAUCCUUCAUUCCUUUUAGCAGUGAGUUUGGGGUGGGUGGGGGACUGUCCUCAUUCUAGGCCACUUUAGAAAAACACCCUACCAAGCCAGUAAUCAUAGAAGAAUUGCGGAGGGAACAGACUCCUUCCCAAACAAGAUACCAGUUGGUAUCCAGCCCUGCAAUGAAUAGAAGAUUUUAAAAGACUUUACAUAAUUACAAGGUGUAAGUAACUAAGAUUCUAGUUCUUGACUAGACAGUUACUUACUUUUAUUCUGAAUACUGUUAUGCUUAUUUGAUACAGUUUCAGGAAGUUAAAAUCAGCUUAUCUAGUCUCUUGUCAAAAUUAAACCUGGAUUUUGUGGACUAAAUGCCAGAAGUGUUAUUUUCUGAGCCACUCCCGUUUCAAUGAUGCUGUAAUGAGCCACUGUUGUUCUACUGCACUUAUCGGAGUAAGCUGGGUGCUAUUGCCCCAAAUUUUUUUAAUUUAAAACUGUUUCAUGGAAUGUAGACAGACCCUCGGAUCAGGAUAAUGAUCCCCUUCUCUGAAAAUAAAUGUCAGCUUUGCCUUAAUAUUUAUUUUCUGUAAAUGUCUUAAGCAUUUAUAUAGCAGCGGGAGAUCAUUAUCCUGUCUGUAUUUUAUCAAAGCGGAAAGUGUUACAUAGUAGAAAUGACAAUAAUUUAACUGUUUCAAGUGAGCAGAUGAGAAUUUGUAAAAUUUAAAAACCCAUAGCCAUACAGAGCACAGGUCAACCACCCGUCUCAAUUUUGGUGCUCAAUGCAUUUAUAGACAGUACUUAUUUUCUCCUAUACAAAAUGUGGUGUUCAGUAAAAUAUUGGGUGCCAUUUUAAAACUGUUUCCCACAAAAUUUGCCUUUAACAUUUUCAGAAGCAUUCAGUGCUAGCUUGAGUACUAGUGAUGGUAUCUUUGGUGUGCUAUUUUUAAAUAUAUAUAUAUAUAUAUAUAAAUGUUGGAGAAAAUUAAAGUACAUCAGUGAGUUCUAAAUCAGUAAAAAGUCAAGUCAUAAAUCUAUGUUUUGAAUGUUUGCUGAAUAUUAAAAUCUUCCUUUCGACCGUGUAGAAGUGUAUAAAGAAAAAAGUACACAAUUCAUUAAAAAGGUUAAAGGAAAAAAUAUUAAUGUGGAAAAAAAUUCAGGUAUUACCUUGCAUUUGAGUUUGUUACAUGCCUAUUUUUUUUAAAGAGGCAAAAUCUAUAUAGAACAGAAAAAAAUAGCUUAGUGUUUGUUUUUACCUGUUGCAUGAAGGAAACAAAUUUCUACAGCAAUGCAGGUGAUGUUCUUUCUAGUCCAGUGUUUGCAUAAAGGUAACAGACAGUGUCUUAAAGCCUAAUUCUUUUCUAAUUCUAUGUAGCUAUUACUGGGAGUUUUUUGAAGUUUUGUUUAAGUAGUCUAAUAUUUUUUAUGUAAAGAGCAUUCAAUUUUGCUAUGUAUAAAUUUUUGUAACCUAACCGUGAAUCAAUAUUUUCUAUCAGUGCCAAGGGCUUCCUGUAGUUAUAUCCAAGUGUUACAAUAAAUAUUUGUAGAUAAUAGAACCAAUAUUUGCGUAUGCUUAUUUUAAGAAUCCUUUCAAAUGAACAGCUGAGGUAGUAUAGAUGGUUAUCCCCAUCUAGUGUUUGAGAGGGACACUAUUAGAAGCUUUGGCAUGUAUAGAAAUGUUUGGAAACCAGCAUAAAUAAGGAGAUGGAUCUUUUCCUGCAUCUGUGUCCUGAUCCCUCACACUACCAAUGUAGUUCUCAUGUACGGACCUUCAGUGUAUGGGUAUCUCUGAAUUGAGUUUGAGUUUCAAAGGUGUGUGUUGAUUGAAUGUGGAUCUGUCACUAUCAGUUUACCUUUAACAUUUUAUGCUCAAACUGCAAAAAAACAAACAAAUAAA